Oncorhynchus nerka (sockeye salmon) is the source of this 1209-nucleotide messenger RNA. RefSeq names its product zinc finger protein 271-like. The record is from RefSeq and is a predicted model, not a curated record. NCBI's taxonomy places the organism in Eukaryota, Metazoa, Chordata, Actinopteri, Salmoniformes, Salmonidae. The coding region runs from base 144 to 710 and encodes 188 amino acids. The transcript has a single exon.
GAUGGGACAGCGUCCUCAACUCUGGGCUAGGGAACAACACUGUUAAGCACAACCAGAAACAGACAGUCGAACACAAAACAACAACCAAACUUAGUCUCCAUGACAGCAGACUGGCUGAGACCAGGGCGAGGUGUAGAUUUGGUAUGUGGCGAGAGAGAACAGACACAGACUCGGCUAGCGAUGCUCCGUCCUGCUCCUAUAGUUGUGAUUCAGAGAGACUGAUGGCACCUCAGGUUAACCCCCUAACAGAUGCUGUCUUCAGCCUGCCUUCUAUAGGAUCUAUCAACUGGAACAUGGACCCUGCAACAACACAGAUGCUCCCUGGCCUUCAUCCUCCUCACACUCUCAUAAUGUUAAACCAAACCUCAGACAAUGCCAGUUCCUCAACACUAAAUGGCUACACAAGCCCAAUGACAAAUGACAGUAGUAGUAACGCUAUGAGCAGAUCCAGUAGUAAAGAGAAGCGCUUCCCAUGUUCAUUCUGUGGGAAAGCCUUCAGUUUCCCCAAACAGGUGGAGAUCCACCAGAGGAUGCACACAGGGGAGAAACCUUUUGGCUGCCACCUUUGCCGGGCUAGUUUCUCCCAUUCGUCCAACCUGAAGAGGCACCAGAGAGUCCACACAGGGGAGAAACCCUACAGUUGUCCCCAGUGUGAGAAGAGGUUCUCACGCCAGCACGAUCUCAAGAUGCACCUGAAGGUCCACACUUGAGAGAGUCCGUUCAACUGCACGCACUGCGGAAAAAGGUUCUCAGAGAGGAGCAACCUCAGGAUACACCAGCAGAAAAUGCACAUGACCCAUGAAUAGUGUAUACCCACUGGGUACACCACGUCAUUUUAUCUAUUUUCACCUACUCAAAAUGACAGCUAAUAGGUUGUUGAAUUCCCAAUGUGUUAUCACAGAUUUCAACCAUCAAAAAUUGAAACCAAAUUCCAAUGGAAAAAUCUGUCAGAUUUUUUUGGUUUUAGUUGUCACUUUUUGUGUUAUCACAGAGCUUUCAACCAUAGGAAUACAAUGUCAGAUAUUGUUAUUUAUAUACAACUUAAUGUGUUAUGACUGUGAUUGAUCUAAUAGCACUACCAAAUUACCACUAUUUUUGGACAACUUAAGAUGUUGUACACCGCAUUCAGCCAAGUGUGUAACAUCCUAAGGUGUCUGAUAAGUGGUGGAAAAUGUUGUAUUAUUGAGUCAGUACACAUACCCCCCCCCC